Molecule: messenger RNA, 3323 nt
Organism: Acanthochromis polyacanthus (spiny chromis)
Lineage: Eukaryota; Metazoa; Chordata; Actinopteri; Pomacentridae
Exons: 9
Coding region: 1333-2640 (435 amino acids)
Molecular function (GO): protein binding
Source: RefSeq, a predicted model, not a curated record
CUGUGUGUUGUGUUGCUGUGCAGUGUGUUUGUUUUGGUGCUCACUUGCAGGCAGAGGUUGGUCUCUCAUUCCCAAUAUAGAAAGUCACUCUUGGGUUUGUGCAGCAGUGGCACCGGUGGUAAUCCUGGAUUUCCUCUAAUCUUCCGGCUCCUCUGCCACCUACAAGCUCAGCCUGCACCUCCAGAAAUAAACCUAGCAUCUAACCAGGAGGCGCUGUGUUGUUAUCACGACUCUACAGUUUGAUAGACCAGCAAAUCAGUGUCACGUUCAUUCUCUUUGAAAAAACGUAAAAUGGGUUUUUCUUUUAACAACACUGAUUUUCUUUUUAAUUAGUUAACCGGCUCAGUGGCACAGCUUGGCCUUUUCACAGGGUUUCCUGCACGUGUCAUGGCCUCUGUGGGCUAAAGUUAACCUGGACUGUUUCUGUGAAUUUAUGACUUUAUGUGACUUUGAGAGAACAGUCAUUGAUCAUAGCAGAGAAAAUAUGUCUACUAUCAACCAAUCAAUUAGUCAAAAUGCAGUAUUCACAUUAAUACAGAUAAAUACUCAUCAUUCCUGAUAAGAACAUAAACAGCAUUGAAUUUACAAAUUAAAAAGAAACUAUUCAAAUACGGAAUGUAAUUAUUUUUCUUUCUAUCUUCACAGAUCAGUCAGAUAUUGCUGACUAAAAUGUAAAAUUUAAUUUCUGGCAAUGGAUGUAGUUUCCCCCCCAAAAAAACCCUCAGACUCCCCAAAACAAUAUCUGCUCCCCAGUACUUGGAAAGUCAGUCACAGCAUCCUUCUGGCUCAGCUGCCACCCCUACAUCACAGAAAGAACAGUAAAUCCCCUCAGCGCAUCAGAGUGGCGUGCAGGGGCGGACUGCUGAAUCAACAGCAAACUGGUCCAACGAUACCCCGCACCCUCCGCAGUGUUUAAAAAAGUGCUCUCUGCUGCUAUCGCACAUCUCCUUGGGAAUAAAUUUCCAAUUUCAAUUUCCAUGAACAAGAUGUAUUGACUCACACACAUCAGAAAAUCCUUUUACUGUGCAAUAUUUUUUGCCUGAUUCUACUUUGUUUCCAUGUUUGCUACUGCUGUAUGGUCUUGUGUAUGGGUGCUGUUUCUCUCCUCCUCCUCCUCUCCCAAUAAUAGCUCAGAGUAUCUAAUAAUGAGCUCUCUGUGGAUUUUGAGUGCAGAGCUGUGAGGGAAGUUCUGCAGUGCUUCUCUCUCUCUCCCCACACAUACAUACCUUUUUUUUGCCACCUCUCAUAAAUUAGCGCUUUCUGCUCUCUCAUCGAUUUGUGGGGGCGACAGGAGCUCAGUCAGCUGCAGUUUGGGCUCCUACUUCUGACAGAAUGAGUGCCAGCGUAUUAAAGCUGCUUUAUUAUCGUACCACAGGGCAUCGGCCUCGCUCUCCAGCUGCCAGCAUGAUGAAAGACUGCCUGCAGUUCCUUAUUGAACCAGCCAAAAAGCUCAAAAUCAGACUCAAGGAGUCUCGUAAGAGAGUUAAACUUGAGAAAAAGGAGCCUCUGGUGGAAAGUCAGUUAUUUAUUAUGGAACUGGCACGAGAACUCAACAGAAUUUGCCAAAGGUCGAACGUCCUUGGUCACAUCUGGACCAGUGAGGACAUCUGGCCAGCAAGUGUGUGCCGGGAUUUCAUCGUUGAAUGGGCUGCUGUGCUGGAGAAGAAAGUACAGACAAAGAUCAUCCCAUCUGACUACCAGUAUGAGAAGCCAGAGAAGAAGGACUGGAAGGGACACCUCCUCUGCAUGCUGGAGUCUGGGGGCGAGUACGACAUGGGACCCUACAAAAGGGUCAUCAUGGAUUGGACACGUGACAUUAAAAGCCGACCUCAGCCCACUGUGUGGCCAGGGGAGCCAGUGCUCAUGAUGCUGGACGACCUGGAGUUCCAGUGGAAGAGGGGCCGCCUGCCCAGCCUGCUCCCAGCCAUGGAGCUCGUCAUACUGGCCGUGAUGAAUGCUGACAGCCCCAUGAAGGAGGACGUGACGAAGCAGUGGCUGGUGAAAAAGCAGAGGAACCAGCGAGUCGAUGCUGCCCGCUACAUCCCCCACAGUGUGUGGAACUGGAUUUGCGAUGCAGCAGAGGACGUCACCCUGGACUCAGAAUCUGCCCACCCAGACCUGCUCGUCUCCAGUGAUGAAAAGCGUAUGAGGUGCGGCCUGGAGCGCCGUGACGUGCAGCGGAGCCAGCAGCGCUUUGAUGGCUGGUGGUGUGCUGUGGGUCAGGAGGGCUACAUCUCUGGACGCCACUACUGGGAGGUGGACGUGGGGGAGAGGGACUGGAGACUGGGCGUGGCCAAAGCAUCUGCAAUGAGGCAGGGCUUCCGUUCACUCAACACCGAUACAGGCUACCUAACCCUCCGUCUGGAGAGAGGCACAGAUCUAAAAGCCCUGACUGUGCCCACUACUCCCUUACAACAGAGCCUGGUUCCCAGGAAAAUUGGAGUGUAUCUGGACUAUGAACAGGGCCAGCUGUCCUUCUAUGAUGUGGAGAAGCGCUCGCACCUCUUCACCUACAAUGAGAACUUCACGGAGGAACUGUAUCCAGUGUUUGGGACUGUGGAGGUGGUCAAAGACCUGGUGAUCAGGCCUGCAGAUGUCAGACAGCUGUGCCUCUGCCCUGGGCCCUGCCUCUGGACCUGAACUGCUUAACACUCUGAUCACUCUUCAGUCCUGAUGCUCAGCAGCUCAUCGAGUCUGCACUUUUAGUCUGGUGAAUUUCAAUGUUAUGGACUAAAAAUCUGACUCUCUCUUUGAGUUGCUUCAGGAGCAAGAACCACCAUUUUUUCUGCAUUACCCUUUCUGUUACUCUGCCUUCAUGGAGAUGUACAGUAUUUGACUAUUUGUACUUAAAAGAUGAAUGUUUUAAUAGUGUCAGGUGGAAACCUCAAAAACAGCCUUGUUUUAGCUGUUUUUUCACACUGUCCAGUAUGAGAUGUAUGAUAUGAGAUGAGAUGUAGAAAUCCAAAACUUCAGUUGGAAGACUUUCAUGCCACACAAUGAUAUGGAAAUGUACAUUUUUUAUUAGUUUUUUUAUUACUUGUAGAUGAAAAACAGAUUUCACAAAUGCAAUAUCGUGAAGGUGCUGUGAAGGAUGUGUGACCAGCAACAUAGAGCCUGAGCCCAGUCAAACAGGCAUAUGAUUACAGACUGGCCUGAUGCAUGUGAAUAGUUAAUUCCUACUGUUUGAUUCUUUGUCUCAAGCUUCCUGUAAACAUUUGUCAGGCAUGAGCUUGUUUCUGCAGCUGUGUUUUUGUUUGUGUGUGACAUAAAGAUGUCAACGCUUCUGUUUUCUCCAAACAUGAAUAAAUUAACUGCAAACGCUC